This is a messenger RNA of Nymphaea colorata (pocket water lily), 696 nucleotides long. RefSeq names its product L-type lectin-domain containing receptor kinase S.4-like. The record is from RefSeq and is a predicted model, not a curated record. The transcript has 2 exons. Gene Ontology annotation, biological process: protein phosphorylation. Bases 1 to 696 code for a protein of 231 amino acids. Gene Ontology annotation, cellular component: plasma membrane. Gene Ontology annotation, molecular function: protein kinase activity; ATP binding. Lineage: Eukaryota; Viridiplantae; Streptophyta; Magnoliopsida; Nymphaeales; Nymphaeaceae.
AUGUUAACAGAAGUACCAAGAAGGCUCUCAAGAGAACUCUACGGCGCAACCAAAGGUUUCAAGGAGGAGUUGGGGAAAGGAGGGUUUGGCAGUGUCUACAAAGGUGUGCUUUCCAGGAGCGGAAUCGAGGUUGCAGUUAAGAGAGUAUCGCAUGGUUCAAAGCAAGGGAUGAGGGAGUUUGUGGUGGAAAUAUCAAGCCUGGGGAGGAUGAGGCACAGGAUCGUGGUCCAAUUGCAUGGUUGGUGUAGACGAUGCGAUGACCUGCUCCUGGCUUAUGAAUUCAUGCCAUAUGGGAGUAUAGACAAUUUUCUUUUUGAUGUGAAAGGUAGAAGCCUGAGUUGGGAACAGAGGUUCAAGAUUCUAAAGGGAAUUGCUUCCGGCCUGCUGUAUCUUCAUGAAGAGUGGGAGCAAGUGGUUGUGCACAGAGAUGUUAAAGCAAGUAACGUGUUGUUAGAUGGUGAUCUAAUGGCAGGUUGGGUGAUUUUGGUCUUUCCAGACUCUAUGAGCAUGGGCCACCCCAAGGCAACCCAAAUCGUUGGGAGUUUUGGGUACAUGGCGCCGGAGUUCUCCAGCACCUGGAAGUCCAGCACGAGUGCCAAUGUCUACUCUUAUGGUGCUUUGCUCCUAAAGGUGGCCUACGGAAGGAGGCCUAUUGAGCCGGAGAGACAUUGUGAAGAGAUGUUCUAUUGGAGUUAG